AUGGGGGCUCCGGAAAUAGCAAAAUAUCAUGAUGCGGCUAUGAUAAGCCCAAUUAUUACAUCCUUCCACCACGUAAUGCCACCCCCAUGGAGUCAUAUAGAAACUGCCCAAACAGGCGGCUUUCCACUCGCUGCCUUAGCUUGGAUACCAAAGCACCAAAGACCGAAAUUUAAAGACAUAUGUCCGACGACAGAGGCUUCCCUCCUAGUUUGGGACAAACUAAUAAACAAACAUCGCCCUGCACCAUACAUAUCCCCAGCACUGCGAAUCCAGGCUAUGGCACUUCUAAUUCCUGGCUUUAAUUGGGGCCUAUGGCACACACGGGGAGCUACCUCCCUGUCCAGCGUGAUGAAGGGGGAAUCCAUUGAGACUUUCGAGUCCUUGAAACAGAAAUUUCACCUCCCCCCACGAUCCUAUUUCUCAUACCUUCAGCUGAGCUCAUGGGUGACAAAGCGGGCUAGGCAAAACAAUAAACACUCACACGAUAACACUAUAGCAGAACUAGAGAGAGUAUGUCUAGCACCCAAGCCACCACAAAGAAGUUUAUCAUUUCUAUACAAUAUACUCAAGAAAAGGGCUGGAGUGGGGAAAUUGAGGUUUAUGACAGCAUGGGAAGCAGAAAUGAAAACUAUCAUACCCAAUGAGACAUGGCCAAGAGUUCUACGAGCGCACAAACACCUCACACUCAAUACAGCCCACAUUGAAACUUGCAGGAAAGUACUUUAUCGCUG
Molecule: messenger RNA, 731 nt
Organism: Pelobates cultripes (western spadefoot toad)
Lineage: Eukaryota; Metazoa; Chordata; Amphibia; Anura; Pelobatidae
Source: the annotation of a GenBank genome assembly